Entamoeba invadens IP1 is the source of this 1035-nucleotide messenger RNA. RefSeq names its product Gro-1 operon protein, putative. The record is from RefSeq and is a predicted model, not a curated record. The coding region runs from base 1 to 1035 and encodes 344 amino acids. Gene Ontology annotation, molecular function: GTPase activity. The transcript is spliced from 2 exons. NCBI's taxonomy places the organism in Eukaryota, Evosea, Mastigamoebida, Endamoebidae.
AUGGCUGAAGAACCGCGUAAGAAUGUAAAUGUAAUAUUUGUAGGGAUGGCCGGGAGUGGGAAGACAACACUCCUCUCUGCUCUUUCCGAGAAGCUUCCUUCGUAUUUGAUCAACUUGGAUCCGGCUUGUAACGAGCCUCCAUAUUCUGCAGACAUUGAUAUUAGGGACACAGUGAAUUAUAAGGAAGUGAUGAAGGAAUACAAACUUGGACCAAACGGAGCUAUUGUCACAUCAUUAAAUUUGUACUCGACGAAGAUCGACCAACUUCUUGCUGUUCUGAAAGACAAGACUGAGCCCGUCCUCAUCGAUACGCCUGGCCAAAUCGAGGUAUUUACGUGGUCUGCAUCGGGGCAGGUCAUUGGCGAGGGUUUAGCAUUUCAAGGCCCGACGAUAUAUGUGUAUGUCGUCGAUACUGCGCGCUGUGUUAAUAACCCAACAACUUUCAUGGCUAAUAUGACUUAUGCGUGUUCGAUUUUAUAUAAGUCGAGACUGCCACUCAUAGUAGUGUUUACAAAGACUGAUGUAUCGCCAGCAACGAAAUUAGAAGAGUGGAUGGAAGACUACGAUAAAUACACAGAAGCGUUGGAAACGCACCAAUCGUAUUCAAACGAACUUCAACGAUCACUGUGUUAUGCACUUGAAGAGUUUUAUAAGAACAUUCUCCACUGCUGUGUCUCAUCGAAGACGGGAAGUGGAUUUGAAGAGUUAAUUAAGAAAAUAGAAGAGGCGAAGGGAAUGUAUUACACGGACUACUAUGAACCACUCAUGAAGAAGGUUGAGAAAGCAAAAGAAGAGGAGAAGAAAAAGAAAGAGAAGAACUUUGAGAAGUUUGAGAAAGACAAGAAAGAGGAAAAUGACAUUGACGGAGACUUCUGCGGGUGUGGAGGGAUCGAUAUGUGUGGUGAAAAAGACGAGGGAAUUGUCUUCAGAAACGGAGAAAGGUUUUGCUUUGGACAACACCCGGAAGAUCAAAGCGAUGAAGAAGAAGGGGAGGUGAUUGACUUGGAUGAGAAGAAGGACAAUGUGGACCAGUAA